UUGGGGGAGUGUGAGGUUGCUCCUGAAUUUUCUUUGGGAGAGGUGCGUCAGUUCCGCCUCUCCCGGCGCUUCAAACUUCCUGGGUCGGUGCUUGGAACCUGCAGCGACCGGGCGAUUUAGGGGGAAAGAAGCCUGGGUAGGGUACGCAGCCUGACUUCUCACAAAGGGCUGCACAGAGGUGGAAGGAGUGACACCUUGGCUACUGACAGCAAGGUUCCACGCACCCCGCCAGGUGCAGCUCCACCUUCCUCUUACCUGUGCAACUCAGGACUCUACACACGCCCGGAAGUAGGAGGACACAGGACCAUGUUCAAGGAGACGGUGACGUUCAAGGACGUGGCGGUGGUCUUCACGGAGGAGGAGCUGGGGCUGCUGGACCCCGCCCAGAGGAAGUUGUACGGAGACGUGAUGCUGGAGAACUUCAGGAAUCUGAUUUCUGUGGGAGGAAAGAUCCAAAGUAAGAUGAAGACUGUUAUAGAAGCAGAACCACCUGAAGAGCUUUCCUGCUGGCGGAUCUGGCAACAGAUUGCAAGUGACUUAACCAGGUGUCAGGGCUCCAUGAUAAAGAGUUCUCAGCUCCCCAAACAAGGUGAUUCACCCGGACAGGUUGGAGCAGGACAGUCUGCAACUCACACAGGCCAGAAACCUAAUCAGUCUAGUGAAUUUAAGAAAUAUUUCAGUGAUGUCUCCAGCCUUGAUUUUCAUCAACAAACACACUCAGGAGUGAAGUCUCAUACCUGUCGUGAGUGUGGAAAAAGCUUCUGUUACAGCUCAGCACUUCAUAUUCAUCAGAGAGUUCAUCUGGGAGAGAAACGCUACAAGUGUGAUGAGUGUGGUAAGGAAUUCAGCCAGAGCUCAUGUCUGCAAACUCAUCUGAAAGUUCACACUGUGGAGAAGCCAUUCAAAUGUGAGAAGUGUGGGAAUGGCUUCUGUCGUAGAUCAGCACUUAAUGUUCAUUAUAAAUUGCACAUGGAAGAGAAACCUUAUAAUUGUGACCAAUGUGGAAGGGCCUUCAUUCAUGCUUCACAUCUUCAGGAACAUCAGAGAAUCCACACUGGGGAGAAACCCUUCAAAUGUGAUAAAUGUGGUAAGAGUUUCCGACGUAGAUCAUCACUUAAUAGCCAUUGUAUGGUCCAUACGGGAGAAAAACUGUACAAAUGUGAGGAGUGUGGGAAGUGUUUCUUUUGUAGCUCAAAUCUUCAUAUCCAUCAGAAGGGCCACACACGAGAGAAACCUUAUAAAUGUGAGGAGUGUGGGAAGGGCUUCAUUCAGCCUUCACAUUUUCGGGCCCAUCAGAGAAUCCAUACUGGAGAGAAACCGUAUGUAUGCAAAGUGUGUGGUAAAGGUUUUACUAUGAGUUCAAAUCUUCAGGCACAUCAGAGAGUCCACACAGGAGAGAAACCAUACAAAUGCGAUGAAUGUGGGAAGAACUUCGGUACAAAAACCCGUUAUCAAGUUCAUCUGGUAGUCCACACGGGAGAGAGACCCUAUAAAUGUGAGGUAUGUGGGAAGGACUUCAGUCAGAGAGCAUAUCUUCAAUCCCAUCUGAAGACCCACAGCAUAGAGAAACCUUACAAGUGUGAGGAGUGCGGGCAGGGCUUCAAUCAGAGUUCCCGACUUCAGAUUCACCAGCUGAUCCAUACUGGUGAGAAACCACACAAAUGUGAAGAGUGUGGGAAGGGAUUCAAUCGUAGAGCAGAUCUCAAAAUUCACUGCAGAAUCCACACAGGAGAGAAACCAUUUAAUUGUGAGGAGUGUGGGAAAGUAUUCAGGCAGGCCGCAAAUCUUCUGGCCCAUCAGAGAAUCCAUAGUGGAGAGAAACCAUUCAAAUGUGAGGAGUGUGGGAAGAGUUUUGGUCGCAGUUCACACCUUCAAGCCCAUCAGAAAGUCCACACGGGAGAAAAGCCGUACAAAUGUGAGGAGUGUGGGAAGGGCUUCAAAUGGAGCUUGAAUCUUGACAUGCAUCAGAGGGUCCACACAGGAGAGAAACCCUACAAGUGUGGGGAGUGUGGUAAGCACUUCAGUCAGGCCUCAAGUCUGAAGGUUCAUCAGAGUGUUCACAGUGAAGAGAAACCAUACAAAUGUGAUGUGUGUGGCAAGGUCUUCCGCCACUCUUCGCAGCUGCAGUCUCAUCAGCGGGUUCACACAGGGGAGACACCUUACAAGUGUGAAACGUGUGGUCAGAGCUUCCGUUGGCGAUCAAAACUUUCACAUCAUCGCAAAACUCAUGGUGGCAAUACAUUUUAUGAAAGUAAGAAGAGUGGUAAGACCAUCAAAGAAUCAUCAGAAAGAAGUUCUCCAAAAUGAUGCUUAAUAAAACCCUGAAUUCUUAUCAUUAUUGAGUCUCAUAAGAGAGAAAAUACUUGUGUUAGUUUAGUUGGUAUUUAAGCAAUAAUUGAACAUAUCUCAGUUUUCACAAGAUCACACAGUUGAGAAAACUUGUAAGUGGUGUGGUAAGUCUUUGUUCAGAAUCACUUAGGAGGUAGUAGUACUUAGGAAAAGAGUUUGGGCUGGCCUUUAACACAAGUAUAAUGAUGGGUAUACCAGAAUUGAUACCCACUAGAAUGUAAGCUCCAUGAGGGCUGGGACUUUGCUGCUAAAUCUAUACAGCCCUCAAAGCUGGAGGCAUCAUAAUUCUGGACUUCAAGUUAUAUUACAAAACUAGUAAACAAAAUUGUAUGGUACUGGCACAAAAACAGACACAUAG
This is a messenger RNA of Leptonychotes weddellii (Weddell seal), 2707 nucleotides long. Lineage: Eukaryota; Metazoa; Chordata; Mammalia; Carnivora; Phocidae. The record is from RefSeq and is a predicted model, not a curated record.